Guyanagaster necrorhizus is the source of this 2175-nucleotide messenger RNA. Its product is annotated as glycoside hydrolase family 5 protein. The record is from RefSeq and is a predicted model, not a curated record. Gene Ontology annotation, cellular component: extracellular region; cell surface. The transcript has 18 exons. Lineage: Eukaryota; Fungi; Basidiomycota; Agaricomycetes; Agaricales; Physalacriaceae. Bases 451 to 1905 code for a protein of 484 amino acids. Gene Ontology annotation, biological process: glucan catabolic process. Gene Ontology annotation, molecular function: beta-glucosidase activity.
CCUCAACCACACUAUUGCAGGACCUGUUUUUGGACUGUUUCCUCUGUGUGAUGCGUCACUUUUACAAGAGAAUGCGCGUACGGCGCGUUAUCGUUGAAUCUCUAACUUUUUAUGUCUCUUGUGCUCUGACUCGACCAGUAAAAGCCUCAUUGAACCGAAUUAUUGUGGCUCCUUUUCUGAGCUUCUCUCAAGCGGUUUCUUCAGCUGAAUGGCUCUAUCGGGAAGGCGGGAGAAAGCUCUUUUUUUUUUUUUUUGGAGCUACCAUUCAGAUAGAGAAUUCGUUUCUCUGGUCGAUAUCGAUGCAAUGAUCGCUCUGCUUACCACUCGAGGCGCAUCAAGCUCCCGCAUUUUCCCCACAUAUGUUGUACGAGCGCGCGCUGGUUUAGGCUUCGCGCUGCUCGGUUCGGGAAGCUCUGAUUUACUUCCACUUAUUUUCGCCUGACGGGCCAAAUGAAGAACGCUCAAAGGAGCGAUCUGUGGCCUUUAAAAAGCCGACUCCUAGGCUUGACCUGUCAUUCAAUGUACCUCCCCAUGUACUACAUCUUCUACGUGUCACUCUUUUCCUUUCUCUCUAUUUCUGUGCAUGCUCGCUUGCCCAGCAAAAUAUACGGUGUGAAUCUAGGGUCCUGGCUUGUUCUCGAGUCUUGGAUGUUACCAGCAGAGUGGAUCCGUAUGGGCGGUCAACAAUGCAGUGAUUGCUCCCAGUGUAUCGCGACAGAAUUCGCAUUUGCUCGUGCAUACCCUGACACAGUAGAUGGAAUAUUCAACAUGCAUUGGUCUUCGUGGUUCAACGAAGACGAUGUCCAUGACCUCAUGGAAGUAGGCAUAAAUACCGUUCGUAUUCCGUUGGGCUAUUGGAUCGUUGAAGCUCUUGUCGACCGGAAGACCGAGUUCUAUCCGCGAGGAGGUAUACACCAGCUUAAACGAGGAUUGAGGCAGCUGAAGGAUUCUGGUAUCAUCGCAAUUCUUGACCAUCACGCCCUUCCGGGCGUUCAGACUCCGAAUCAAAUGUUUACCGGAAGGUGUACAUCCGACGUUGAGUUCUACACUGAUUAUAAUUAUCGUCGUGCCCUUGUUUGGACUGCUGUUAUGACCGCGCUUUCCCACCUUGAUCCCGACUUCGGCAGUGUUGUUGCCAUCGAAGCCGUGAAUGAACCCAUCAUGAAUGCUACUCAGACUCCAGGAUAUGGCGAUUUCCAGAAAAAUUUCGUUCAGGUAGUGCGAGCAGUCGAACUUACUUUAGGCAUCGAUGUUCCUUGGUCUGGGACGAAGAUAGCCCCUACGGAUACGACGAACUUCACAGUAGCUUUGGAAGAAUCUUUGCCAAAUUUUACUCCCGAAGUUCAGUCCGCCCUCCUGGAAGCAGUGCCGAUCCUCGUCGAGGUUAUUACGGAACUCGCAUUGGACAGCAUGACACGGUUUAGUCCCCACUCCAGUCGUGAGCCCUUGUACACAAGUUUCAUGGACAUCAACUGGCAAUACGACAACCCCCCCAACCCAAGUGACGCACAAAUAGGACCUCAAAUCUAUGACAACCAUCUAUACUAUUCGUUCGGGGGUGUCGCAGACCCAAAUGAACAGGCGUACCUGGAGAGUAUUUGCAACCUUCAACGCGUACAAGCUGAUGCCGCAUUAGGCAACAGCCCGCUUGUAUUCGGAGAAUGGGGCUUAUCAACGCAAUUCAAUGCUACAGACGAAUUCCUCUACAAGUGGGCGGAUGCUCAGAAGCUGGCCUACACCAAAGGCGCUGGUUGGAUCUUCUGGAACUUCAAGGUAGAGAUAUCAACUCUGGCCGGUGAUCUCGCCAGACAAUGGUCAUACCUGGAAGGCGUUAAACUGGGCUUCCUCACACGUGAUCCGUCCAAAUUGAAUGAUACAAACGUUUGUGAUGGUUAUAUCCAAUGAUCUUUUGUCCUCAUUGCAGCCGUUAUGCUUUGUUAUGUCUCCAUGUUGGUGGGGUCCUUGAUGUACUUCUUGGACUGUAGGGUGCAGAUACGGAAGAUUCGGAAACUGUUGAGUUAUACAUUACUUAGUACUUAUAAUGAACACAACUAUUUUGACUUGAACGCGGUAUCUAGGGGUUCACGACAUCUACGAUCACCAUUUGCAUUAUCUAAGUCUGGUCUUCUACGAUGUAGAGAUCCUGGUGGUCCAUAUGGCUAUCUCAGACAACGU